Molecule: messenger RNA, 2140 nt
Organism: Patella vulgata (common limpet)
Lineage: Eukaryota; Metazoa; Mollusca; Gastropoda; Patellidae
Product: acid phosphatase type 7
Exons: 12
Coding region: 26-1330 (434 amino acids)
Molecular function (GO): acid phosphatase activity; metal ion binding
Source: RefSeq, a predicted model, not a curated record
UUGUAAGUCACGUGAAAGAAGCAAAAUGGCCGGAGAGCUGAAGUCGGCAUUGUUGUUGUCAAUAUUAACAUUUUGUUUUGCGGAACAGGCUUUAAAUAUUACACCGCAACAAAUCCACGUGGCUUUGGGAGUAACGAUUGAUAAAAUAUCCAUUACAUGGAGUACCAGGAACAAGACGGAUACUUCUCUUGUAUUAUUCGGUAUUAAAGAUUUGACCAAUUCCACACAAGGAACAUCAAAGAUUUUUGUCGAUGUUUCAAAAACCAAUGUACAGUAUCUUCAUUAUGUCUUACUCUCUGGGUUGAUUCCAGGACAAAAAUAUAGCUAUGUAUGUGGUACUAAAGGAGCUCUCAGUGAUACGUUUACGUUUACUACAUUAAAAGAAGGCAGUAACUGGUCACCACGUUUUGUGUUUUAUGGUGAUUUGGGAUUUAAGAAUGCUCAGUCGGUACCAAGAUUAGAUAAUGAUAUUCAAAAAGGAUUGUACGAUGUCGCUCUACAUGUCGGUGAUUUUGCCUAUGAUAUGUAUUCGGCCAACGGAACGAUGGGGGACAACUUUUUUAACAUUAUCCAACCAGUAGCAGCUAAUUUACCUUAUAUGACUUGCCCUGGUAAUCACGAAAACAAUCAUAAUUUUACACAAUAUAAGAACCGACUGUUUAUGCCAGGUGAUGAACAGGGAGAUCGUAUGUAUUACAGUUUUAAUGUAGGACCAGUUCAUGUAAUAUCAUUUAGUACAGAGUUUUAUUUCUUCAUACAAUAUGGUCUAUUACAAGUACCUCGUAUGUACGAUUGGCUAGAAAAUGAUCUUAAAGUAGCCAAUUUACCUGAGAAUCGGGCGAAACAACCAUGGAUUAUUACAAUGGGUCAUCGACCUAUGUACUGUUCUAAUAACGAUAGUGAUGAUUGUACAAAAUACGAAGGCAUAAUAAGAUUAGGGGUACCUAUACUCCACCUGUAUGGUUUAGAGAAGCUAUUCUAUGAUUACGGUGUAGACCUUCAGCUCUGGGCACAUGAACAUUCUUAUGAACGACUCUGGCCGGUUUACGAUCGAAAGGUAUAUAAUGGUAGUUAUGAUCAUCCUUACACCAAUCCAAAGGCACCUGUACAUAUCAUCACUGGAUCAGCGGGAUGCCAAGAAAAUUUAGACCCUUUUGAUAAGGAUCGACCAUAUUGGUCGGCUAAACGUGUUAAAGAUUAUGGUUAUACCAGAAUGACUGUGUUCAAUUCAACCCACCUGUAUACGGAACAACUUUCAGAUGAUAAGGGUGGUAUGAUAAUGGAUAAAAUGUGGCUGAUUAAAGACAAACAUGGACCAUAUACCAACUAGUAUAAAAGUUAAUCAAAAAAUAAUUAUUUAUGAAUAAUAAUAAUAAAAGGAAAAUAACUCUGUCAGGUAUUAUGUUGAAAUGCUUUGUUUUAAGAAAUAGUUAGUUAUAUUACUGGAUGUAAAUUUUUAAAAAUAUUUUUGUGAAAAAGAUAAUAUAUAUUUUUUUAAAAAAGAUGAUAUUUUGUUUUUAAAAAAGAUAAUAAAUUUGUUGAAAAAGAUAAUACAUUUUUUAAGAAAAGGAUAAUACAUUUUAAAAAAGAUGGAUAAUACAUUUUUUUAAAAAAAAAGAAGGAUAAUACAUUUUUAAAAAAAAAAGAUAAUACAUUUUAAAAAAAAGAAAUUAGAUAUAACAUUUAUUAAAAUACAUUUUUAAACUGCUUACUUUAUGAAAUAUGUCAAAUAUAAGAUUUGAUGAUACUUUCUUGUAUAUUUCUGUACGUAUUUGUAAGCCAUCACUAAUUUUAUUCUGUUUAAAAAAUUAUGAAAUGAUCUUAUAUCUUAACGAUGUAUUUAUUUGUUUAACAUAUGAUGAAAUGAUUUUAUAUGCAAAAGGUGUAAAUAUUUUAAAACAAUAAUAUUUUAAUUAAUAUGAUAGAUCUAUGAUGGUUUGCAAUGUCUGUGAUGUCCAUUUAGUUCUUUUAUGUACAUUGUAUUGUUAUUGUGUGAAGUGUCUUUACUAGUCAACAUGACUAGUUGACUAGAUGAUAUUAGUAUUAAUGUAAAUGUAUUUUUUGGAUCCUGGGGUAAAUGUUAUUGAUUAAAAUGUACAACUUAAAAAGAAUUUUUCAGACGAUUAAAAUUGAUAAAUAA